This is a messenger RNA of Aplysia californica (California sea hare), 440 nucleotides long. RefSeq names its product monocarboxylate transporter 13. NCBI's taxonomy places the organism in Eukaryota, Metazoa, Mollusca, Gastropoda, Aplysiida, Aplysiidae. Gene Ontology annotation, biological process: transmembrane transport. Gene Ontology annotation, molecular function: transmembrane transporter activity. The record is from RefSeq and is a predicted model, not a curated record.
GAGAAUUUCGCGAUACCACAACAAAACAAGAGAAAUGUGCAAUGGCGUGACCGGCUAACUGUGCCCAGAAGUAUUCCCAAAGGAACGAUGGUGGCUGACAACAAAACUCGCAGCACCGACGUGGACAGGGGUACUGUGGAGGUGUUGAUGAGUGGGAAGAUGACGAGCACGUCGAUGGAACAGAUUGACCCUUCAGACUGGACGGACCUUGGCGAGGACGAAGGGGAAGAUCUGGUGCUUCAGUUCAAGCGGCUGGAGGAGGCGUUUUCUAGUGUGAGGAGCUCUCAACAUGCAGUGGUUACACAGGCUCUUCGGCAUCCCAAGCACCCCCGGAUGUUGGACACGGCGGCUCUGAUAGAGAGACUGGAGAAACUACCUCAGAGAAGUCGCCACGGCUCAAAGGACGCCCUGGACGAGCGACAUGGGCACAUGGGACUCAG